Molecule: messenger RNA, 2490 nt
Organism: Aedes albopictus (Asian tiger mosquito)
Lineage: Eukaryota; Metazoa; Arthropoda; Insecta; Diptera; Culicidae
Exons: 3
Coding region: 1-2490 (829 amino acids)
Source: RefSeq, a predicted model, not a curated record
AUGUCAGCCGCCGGACGUACACAACAUUCGCCGUCGCGAAGUCAGGCGCCGCCGCCAAAACAACAAUUCACCGUCGUUAAAACUCCGCCACCACCGCCGCCGCGUACUUGGGAGAAAAAUCAGCCGAGGGACGAGAUCAAUACUCCAAAAACAGUGUUCGGUGCCAGCUCUGUUUAUCCUAUGCGGCAUAUGAAAAGUCGAGGAUUGAUCCUGUCCAGCAUGCAACGAAUAUAUUCCUACGUGGAGCGCUUCAACCCAGAAACAACUUCCACGUCGGAGCUGGAGAUAAGAUUGGAAACCCUGCAGAGCAUCUACAGCAAAUUCAAUGCGGUUCAAGAUUCCAUCAUCGCCCAAGCCGAAACAGAAGAAGAAAUGCAAGAUGUAGAGGAGAAAGCUGAGCAGUUUGAAAGUAUGCUGUUUACCACGAAAGCAAGAAUUGUCGAUUUGCUUCGCAGGUCAGAGGAUAGUCAAUCAGUGCCUGAUGCCCCGUCGGCGUUACCAGUAUUCGACGGAGAUGUGAUGCAGUGGCUUCCGUUCAGUGACUCGUUCACGGCUAUGAUACAUGGCAACCGUGGGCUUUCGGAAAUUCAAAAGUUCCAUUAUUUGAAAUCGUCACUGAGAGGACCGGCUUUGGAGAUAGUGAAUAUGCUGGAAACCACAUCGGGCAACUACAACAUUGCGUGGGACUUACUGCGGAAUCGGUAUCAAAAUAAGAGAGUUCUAAUGGAGAAAUACGUCAGAGGACUGUUCAACCUACCGACUCUCUCGAAGGAAUCCGGCAAGGAUCUACGUAAGCUUCAUACGGACCUCAACAAACAUGUGGCUGUCAUCAACCAACUUGGUAUUCCUACGCAGGCUUGGGACAAAAUUAUCGUCAUUCUGAUAUCCCAAAAAUUAGACCCUUUCACGUACAAAGAGUGGGAAAAUGACACAAAUCCGACAGAACUGCCUUCACUAAAUAACUUCAACAGUUUUUUGGAAAGGCGCUGUCAAACACUGGAAGCUCGUGAGGUUAACCGAUUGAGUCAGCUCAGCAUCAGCACGGGAAUGAAGCCAGCCAUUCGAGCUACACCACGGCCAAUGUUAGCUCAUCCUAGCACACAGGUACCUUGUCUGCUAGAAUGCCCAACACCGCAUCCGUUAUUCAUGUGCCCGAAGUUCACGGAAAAGCAUCCAUCAGAGCGUAUCGAUACGUUGCGAAUCCUUGGCUUGUGCUUCAAUUGUAUGAGGUCAAACCACAUGGCUAAUGUUUGUCAAGCUCGUUGCUGCCAAAAGUGUGGUGCUAAACAUAACACCAUGCUACACAUUGAACAUCAAGAUGAUACCGUUGCUUUGAACUCUUGUGGAUUGCCGUCGGUUCCAGCAACUCAAAUCCUCCUAGCAACAGCGGUAGUUUUGGUUGCUGAUCGCCAAGGGGAUUACAUUCCGUGCCGUGCCAUGCUCGAUUCUGGAUCUCAAACGAAUUUUAUUAGCAGUAACCUGGUCCGCACACUUCGACUGCAGUCAAACGGCAAGCGAUUGGCCAUUCGCGGUAUCGGGGGCACAAGUUGUACGGCUACGCAGAGUGUCCAAGGUACGAUCAAGUCCAGAUUCAACGAUUUCACCGUGCAACUGGAAUUUGUGGUCAUCGACGAAAUAACCGGAAUCAUACCAGCGAGAAAAUACAAUCCUUCCGACUUGGACUUGCCGACGGGAAUAGCAGUAGCGGAUCCAAGCUUUUAUAAGCCGGCCAGAAUUGACGUCCUGCUUGGAGCCGAAGUAUUCCACGAAAUUCUUGUUGGGGAACCCAUCGUUCGUCGUAAUCAACCUGCGCUGCAAAACACCCAGUUUGGCUUCGUCGUGUCAGGAAAAAUGAACAACUCACCGCCGCAACGUAGUGGUCCACUCUGUCAUCUACAAACACAACGGGAAACCUAUGACGACGCUAACGUGGAAAUGCUAUGGAACCUUGAAGAACAUGGCAGUGUUGCAUCAAGAAACGAUGAAGAGUUGGAAUGCGAAUCACAUUUCGUGAAAAAUACCGUUCGUAAUAGUGAUGGGCGUUUCAUGGUGCAGCUUCCGCUGAAGGAAAAUCCGACUGUUUUGGGAGAUUCUAAAUGCUACGCUAUGAGUGAAAGCAUGAUCGCUCCAGCAGAACCCGAUUACAGCAACAUUCCAACAAACCGCCUUUCGAUGUAUCAGGACAUUAAGCAACGUCAACAAGUUUUUUGGAAACGGUUCUCCAAGGAAUAUCUCAACACGCUGCAGCAACGGAUGAAGAAUCGACGUUUGACACCGAAUUUGGCCAAGGGUCAGUUGGUCAUUAUCAAGGAGGAUAAUUUGCCGCCGCUAAAAUGGGCUAUGGGACGAAUCGUUGAUCUCACUCCUGGAAACGAUGGACUGGUGAGAGUUGCGGAAGUUCGGACCACUGGAGGAGUCAUCAAGCGAAGCAUUUCCAAGAUUUGCCCGCUACCAACGGAACAGCAACUAGAUAACUUGAAGGACGAAUAG